This is a messenger RNA of Botrytis byssoidea, 957 nucleotides long. RefSeq lists its product as uncharacterized. The record is from RefSeq and is a predicted model, not a curated record. Lineage: Eukaryota; Fungi; Ascomycota; Leotiomycetes; Helotiales; Sclerotiniaceae. The coding region runs from base 1 to 957 and encodes 318 amino acids. The transcript has 4 exons.
AUGGCGCAAGACACCAUCGAAACAACACCCUCUCUCUCCGACCUCAUUCAGUUUCGGUCCACGAAUCUUUGGAGACCUAGUAAUGUUCAUGACGCACCAAGCAGUCCAAAAAUACUUCACCGAAACACACAGCGAAUACAAUCAACCCGAUGUAUUAAGCAUGCAAUGGCAAUUUUCCGUCUACUCUUUCCAUCCAUCGCUACACUAAGUAUCAAGGAUAUUCAUCUCGGAAAAUACUCUUCCACUACCCUCUUAACCAUCAGUCAAAAAGGGAAAGAAUGCAUGAUGGGUUUUAUGAACCUCACAAACCUCUCCCACACCCAAGGCUAUUCCUUCCCCGUUCCCCAGACCCUGCACCCCUCACCCCCUCCAGCAUGCAUCCCCGACCUCACCACCAACACCUCUCCGCACUGGAUCUCCUACCAAACCCCCUACCACCCCUCCUCCCUCCGACGGGUGCACUCCUAUCCUAAAUUUUUCGUCCCCCUCUCCCCCCAACCCCCCAGUCUCCGCGAUCAAUGGCUUACCCCCACCCAUCCCUUCACGCGCUUCACAAACGAAACCCUCAGUUUCCUUCUCGACAUCUCCUUUCCCAUCCUCGAUAAUUUUUACCCGGAAAAAGCGUCGGGAGGACAGGCUGCAACGGUGCAAGUGGGGUUAGCACAGAAGAGAGAGCGAGAAAUGGGUGUUGCGAAGAAUGUGGAUGUAGAGUCCGGGUCGUACCGGGCUCCCGCGAUGAUUACUUCUCUGGCGACGAGUAUUGAGAUUAAGAAAUUGUUGCCGCCAGGAGGAUCGAAGUGGUUGUUUAUGAGAGCGCAGGCGAAAGAGAUUAAAGAUGGGAGAUUGAGUAUGGAAGUUAUGGUGUUUGAUGAGGGGAUGGAAUUGGUAGCGUUGAGUCGACAACUUUGUCCGAUUAUUGAGUUAUCAAGAGCUAUGGCAAAUAAGCAGAAGCUUUAG